CUCGAGCGUUUGAACUAAUUUGUCAUAAAAAAAAGAAUUUACAACAAAUAGAACACGCCGUAAACAUUUUUCAGAAAAGUACUUCUUGAUUUUUACGACGAAGAUAAUUACAAUUCCUAAAUUGCUGGUCAAUUAUUGACUAAAUAAAAUUGAUAUAUUGUUAUAAAUUGUGGGCGAACCGUACCUAUGCAAAGGGACGUUUAAAAUGGCUCAUUUGCAAUACAUUCCGGGCGAUCCUCGUUUGGUGGAUCAACUGGUUUAUGAACUGAAGUCAAAAGGAAUCUUCGAUCAGUUCCGUAAGGACUGCAUCGCUGAUGUGGACACAAGGCCAGCGUAUCAAAAUCUCCGGCAGCGCGUUGAGAAUUCAGUCUCAACAUUCCUGGCACGACAGUGCUGGAAACCGGACUUGAACAAGAAUCAGCUUCGUGAAAAACUCAGAAAACAUAUUUUAGACGGAAACUAUCUGGAGCAAGGUGUCGAAAGAAUCGUGGAUCAGGUGGUGAACCCCAAAGUUGCGACAGUCUUCAUCCCUCAAGUAGAAGACCUCGUCUACAAUUACCUUGGGAUCACCAGGAAGAAGACCACGCCUGUUGCGGAAACAUCAAACGGAAAAGUCACCGAUAAUGAUCUUCUACCCACAGACCUGGAGGCGGUCAGUCCAGCAUCGGUCAAAAGUAACGACGACAAAACUGAAGCCAUGGAAACUUCACACGCUGAUCAGGACAACAAAAUGGAUGUCGAUUUUGACAAACUAAAAGAUGAAAAAGACCACUCAAAUGACGUCGACGUUGGAAAAACAGAUGACACCCGAUUAUCUGGUAUAAGCGAGUUAACUUCAAAUGAUUCUAUGGCUAGCAUGGAUAAGAGUUCCAUUCCUUUGCCCAGCGAAGAAAUAAAAUUAGAAAAUAUACCUGCACCGGACAACAGUCCUCCGAAAAUAACAAAAAUUGAGGUGGAAUUAGAGAAGAUUGAGUUGCCUGAAGAGCCUGAUCUAUCAAGAGACAUACCAUUACCCAAUGAGACUCCUAAAUCAGAGAAGGAAGUUUAUUUUAAGCCUGUCAACACUGACGAUGAUGAUUCUAGUUCUGAUUCGUCGUUGCGUAGAAACAUGUCUCCUUUGACUCCAAUUAGAAAUUUCAAUAAUGAAAACUCUUGUGACGCGCAGCAAGCGUUUGAAAACGAAGACAGCAAAGACGAUAAAAAAGAUGCAUUAGAGCCAAGUACCUUUAGAUUCACAAUUGAGAAGACAGAAAACAGUUCUGAUGCUGUGAAAAUGGAAAAGAACGAAACGGAACAAGCAAAUCUAUCAUACCAGUUCACUAAUCAAAUGAAUAUCAACACGUUCAACACACCGAUGUAUGACGACAGUUCAAAUAGCACCCACUUGCAAAUCGAUUACGAAAGUGACGCGAACAGCAAAACUAAUGUCGAAAACAAAGUACCUGAACCAGAUCACAAUUCUGGGGAUUCUAGAAAAGAUAAAAAGACAGAGGAAAGGAAAAGUAGUCAUAAAAGUUCACACCGCGAUUCUCAUAGACAUUCUAGCAGCAAAGAUAGGCGAUCAGAUUCUAAGCAAUCCAGCUCUAAAGACAGCAGAAGUGAUAGGAAAUCUUCAAAAGAUGAUCGCAGGUCCUCGAGCAAGUCUAACACAAAAGAAAAGUCUAGUGAGCGAGACAAAAAAGAUGAGAAAAAAGACAGAGAUUCCUCCAAACACAGAAGCUCACAUAAAAGUUCCAGUUCUAAUAGUCAUAAAGAUUCAAAAUCCCAUAGGAGUUCCAGCUCCAGUCAAAGACAUUCUAGCUCGAGCAAGCACGAUGAGAAGCGAUCAUCGUCCUCCAGCCAUAGAGAUAAGUCGGAUAGAAGUUCGGAUAAAUAUUCCAAAGACAAAUCCUCUAAAGAAUCUAGAUCCAGUUCCAAUUCUACUCGUGAUAAAGAUAGAAAGAGUGGUAGCAGCAGCAAAAGCAAAAGCGAAGAUAAAGACAGACAAAAGAAGGAUAAAAAAGACGCAGACGAUCAUUAUAGCGCGUCAGGUCGGGGAAACCACACUCGCAGAUCGACGGACAGAGACUCAAAUGACGGCAGCUCAUCGUCUAAAGGGUCACAUCACCCCACAGGUUCAAAGUCCACAGAAAACAAAAAAGAAACCAAAAGUUCUACUUCUAAAUCUGAUAACACUUCGACUAGUGGUGAAUCAACCAGCCCCAGUGAUAAAGACAGUGUCACUGACAAAAGUAAGAAUGAAUCAAAAGGCAAAAAUAAAAACGCACCUCAAGUGAAACCGAUUGUGAGAAUUGAGAAUCAUCUAGAAACGCCUAUAUCGUCGCCUCCGCGACUUCCGUUCGUCCCAGAUGUUACGCUAAAAAAGCCGAAAUUCGCUGCUAACAUGCAAGAAGCUAGGAAACUAAUGAAAAUGCGUAAAUUCUUGGAUGACGAACAGAAAAGAAUGAACCAAGAGGCGGCUUUGCUUCUAGAAUUCCAAGCCAAUGUUCGACCGAGUUUGAGUCAAGUUUACUCAAGUAUUCCCGGUCCUGAGUUGGAGUUUGCUUGCGUCACGAGUAAUCAGAGGGAAAUGAUAAUUUCCGACAGCCAAAUACACUCUGAGACAGCCAAUUCAAAUAUUGUUGAGAGCAGUGAAUCUAGGAGCGAUACUAUCAGCGACAUAUUGACAGCGGCAGAACAAGUUGAGAACAUAGAAGUUAGUAAUGUUGAGGAUCAAGUAAAUUCAGAAAAUGCACCUGCCGAAACUGAAUCAAUUGUCGUUGAAGGUGAAAUUGAUGACGAAGCUAAUCAAAAUGCUGAUACCGCUACGGUCCAAAUAGAAAAUAUAAUAGAAACCGACAUAAAUGCGUGUGAAAUGGAGGUGGAUGUGAGUAUUGAUGACAAUAAAAUAGAAAUUAUUGAUAACGAGUCCACGAAAUCAGAGAUAAGAGAGUCUGAAUCUAAUCAUACCAAUAAAGUAGAACUUGAAAUCGAUAGUGGCGGUGACGACAUCGAAGCACAACUACAAAGCUUGAUGCCUGACGAUGAUGUAGGCCCUGAGUACCUCACAGUCACCAUCAUUGCUGAAGAACUAUCCGAAACUGAAGAAACCAAUGCUGAACCAGUUACACCUAAAAUAAAUCUCAAACCUGAACCAGAAGAAAAAAUUUGCCCUGAUGAGCCCGAAUUCAAAUAUUUUGCUGAACACGAGAAAUACAACUCAGAACUAGAAAGAGAUACAUUUAGCAAAUUCCUGAAAACCUUCAUUGAAAAAUCGAGCACAGACAAAAUACAUGUGAUCAACUGUGAAGGUUAUGUGGAGAAUAUCCUAAAGGAGGUGUCACAAAACUUUGGACAGUUCGAAAUUGUGAACUACCACAAGAACGGCCAUUUGAAGCUCAAUACUGCCAAGAAUAUUGUGAGGAAUGUGAAUGUGUCGUCCGAAAUAACGCUGCCUAUAGACAAAGUUGGCCGAAAAAAUAUUUCUCCGAUGUUCAGCCCAGUAAAAUCGGAGUGCUCUUUCGAAUUGUCAAGCGAUUACGAUGCAAAAUUAGAGGAGAUGGUUAGCAAGACUUCUCGGAAAGAAAUAAUGGAAAUCAUACUUGGCAACGUGAUAGAUGAUCCAGCCAGUGAUUCUAGUUUGGAGUUGCCUACAAUAGAUUACUGCAUGGACUCCAAUAUAGAGAGUGACACGGAGAAUACAAUGAAAAGGAAGUUUUGUGAGGUGGAGAGCAGUGUGAAUAACAAUAGACAGGUGCUGACGCCGAAUAAAAUAAGGAAAUUGAGCGGAUCCGAUCAGAUUUCGUCCACUACUGAAGAGAGCGAAGAAACAAGCAACAACAAUGUCUCAAACACUAUGAGGUCGAAGUACUUGGGACGUGCCAAGAGAGUCGGGCUGCCCAGGCCUCGGAGAUCAAACCUGCCCAACAGUCCGUCUAGCGACAAGUCGGUGGAGAACUACGAACAGAACACAGCCACGCCUAACGGACGGGUGAAGCCUCGCAAAGUUCAGAGGUACGACACCUCGGACUUGUAUAAACCGAAGCUGCAUUACUUGUCGCGGCGGAACAAUAUCAGCUAGAUUGUGGGAAUAUACUUCCCACCAUAUUUUUGGUUGUGGGAAUAUACUUCCCACCACAUUUUGCCGGUGGGAAUAUACUUCCCACCAUAGAUUAACCGUAUUUCCUUGUCUUGAGAUCCAAAAACAAUUUUUUUUGAACUUACUAUACUAUGCCCGGUUAGCAUAACGGCUGGAGAUUAUAAAUAAUUCCUUGAAUAAAGACUGCCUGUGCAAUUUAGUGAUAAGGAGAUAUGCGGAGCGACCGUUCCGCUGCCUUACUCUACUUCAUUGGCUGGCUUCAUUGAAUAUGCACGCGUGUGUUAUUUAUAAAUGACUUAAAAUCUAAUUUGGAAGUUGUCUUAUCUACACUCGCGAGCAAAACUAUGGAAUCACUUACAUGAAGUUGUUUCCACGCGAUCUUGUGUACUAACGAAUU
This is a messenger RNA of Ostrinia furnacalis (Asian corn borer), 4475 nucleotides long. Its product is annotated as biorientation of chromosomes in cell division protein 1-like 1. NCBI's taxonomy places the organism in Eukaryota, Metazoa, Arthropoda, Insecta, Lepidoptera, Crambidae. Gene Ontology annotation, biological process: replication fork processing. Gene Ontology annotation, cellular component: Set1C/COMPASS complex. The coding region runs from base 206 to 4060 and encodes 1284 amino acids. The record is from RefSeq and is a predicted model, not a curated record. The transcript is spliced from 5 exons.